AUGCCCACAGCCAUCGUAACCGGCGCAACAGGCCUCACGGGUGCUGCCAUCGUCCGCCACCUGAUCAACGACCCAGCCUACACAAAGAUCUACACCCUCUCCCGCAGCCAACCAGGCAUCCAACACCCCAAAAUCCAACAUGCCCACCUCGACCUCCAAGACUCCGCCUCCUCAAUGGCCAACAGCCUCUCGGGCGUCUCCGCAGACUACAUCUACUUCUGCGCGUACCUAGCCAAAUCUGACGAAGAGGAAGCAGCGCGUGUGAACGGCGCGCUUUUGGAGAACUUCAUCAAAGCAUUGGAGAUCACGGGGGCGAUAAAGCAGCUUAAGCGGUUUAUCCUAACGUGCGGGUUUAAGCAUUACGGUGUGCAUUUGGGGGUUCCAAAGCAGCCGCUUGUUGAGUCGGAUCCCAGAUUGGAGGGGGGUGUUGGGGGUGUGAAGUGGCCGUCGAACUUUUAUUAUGUGCAGCAGAGGAUUGUGGAGGAUGCUGCGGCGAGCGGUGGUUGGGAGUGGAUUUGUACGCUGCCUAAUGAUGUGAUCGGGUAUGCGAAGGGGAACUUUAUGAAUGAGGCUGCGUCGCUGGGGUUAUAUGCGACGAUUUGCAAGACGCUGCCGGGGUCGAAGUUGAUUUUUCCGGGUAACAAGAAGAACUAUUUCGUGUACAACUGCUGGACGUCAGCCGAGCUGCAUGCACGGUUCUGUCUCUGGGCUUCUACAGCCCCUGGUGCUGGGAAUAAUAUCUUCAAUGUUGCCAAUGGCGACACGCAGUCCUUCCAGGAACUGUGGCCGCGAUUGGCUGAGCGUUUCGGCUGCAAAAUCCCAGCGGAUAUGUUUAGUCCCGCGACUACGGAGGCGUAUGCCAAUGAAUCAACAAAUAUGGACAUGAGGACUAAACACCCGAUUACUGUGCAUGCACAGAAGAUGGGCCUUUCCAAGGACCAUCUCCUUACGAUGCCGCCAGCCCUGCGUCUCCCCAUUGACCCUGCGAAAUGGUCGCAGCGGGACGAUGUCAAAGAAGCGUGGAAGAAGGUGCAGUCGAAGUAUAACCUUGACGAAGAUGCAUGGGACAAGGCUACAUGGGACUUUUUGACGUUUGCCCUGGGACGGGAAUGGGGUUGUGUGGGAAAUAUGAACAAAGCACGGAAGUUGGGAUGGACGGACUAUGAAGAUACCUGGGACUCGUUUGAACACGCGUUCCGGAUGUUGGAGGAAGGGGGUGUUCUUCCUCCAGUUGAACAGUUGAAGAGGGAUUAUUCAUAA
This is a messenger RNA of Aspergillus chevalieri, 1260 nucleotides long. RefSeq names its product SDR family oxidoreductase. The record is from RefSeq and is a predicted model, not a curated record. NCBI's taxonomy places the organism in Eukaryota, Fungi, Ascomycota, Eurotiomycetes, Eurotiales, Aspergillaceae. The transcript has 2 exons. The coding region runs from base 1 to 1260 and encodes 419 amino acids.